AUGGAAGUCAAUCCGCUGAGCAUAAUUCUGGUUAAAUCGGACAGUAAGGGCGACCGAUUGCUAUUUCGCUAUCCGUACAAUUUGCCGCAACAGUUCCAGACGGCUGUCAUACCUACCAGGAAAACACCCUAUUCGCUGAUCAACACCGGCGACGAUAUCUUGCAAAAUGUGCCUCCAACGAAUAUUUGCUACGGUAAGGAACAUGAUCAUGAGACUGUGUACCUGCCAAUUAACAACUCUUGCCGGCGUUUCGGUGCAGACCAACUUUACGGGAUUUCCGACAAAGACCUUGCAACACUGUUCGCGGUCAAGUCGGAGCUGUGCAAUCAAAAGUUCGAGCUCAAGGUAAACGAUGUCCGGUUCGUAUCGCAUCCGACCCUGCUCCCCGGGAACGAACAAAAGUCUUCCUACGUGCAGGUCAACGUCGUUUUUGCACUGCAUGCCUCGGCCAGCUAUUCCGUCGUCCGGUGCUACUACGAGCUCAGCAAACGCAUCGGUAUGGCACUGAUCUACGAAGAGCGUCGCGACAGUUACUUUACACGCGAAAUCAAAACAAUGGUUGCUGUGAUGGACGAAAACAGUGCACUUCAAGAAGCUCUCGAACAACCGAGCGGACCACCAGCCGGAACCGGUGGCCCCAGUGGACCAGGCGGAGUAGCCGGGACAGGCCCGGUGGCGACCAGUGGCCAAACGACAGUGACGAGCGCAGCAGCGGCCGCUAACACGGCCGUCAGUGUAUUUGAUACGAUACUCAAGAACACCACGCUGGCACCAUUUAUUAAAACCAUUUAUCACGAUCUGUGCACAACCGGGGUGCUGAAUGUGACCAUGAAUCAAACGGUCACACUGUGCUUCUGCUUGCCGCAGAAGGCGCAUCAAUUUCACAAAAAAGGGAUCAUGGUUGAGCCAGAAACGAUUGACCGGUGCCUGGAGGCACUGAAACCAUACCAUGGCAUGCUGCUUCUGGUUGACCCGUCCGAGCUGUUCGAUUGCGUUCCACCAUCGGGUGCCAACAUGCUGCUGCAAUUGAUCGAAGUUUACAAUCCUCUUAAAAGUUUACAAAAUAUGGCCUCCGAUGCAGAGCUACUGAUCGACUACGUCUAUCAGAUCGUGGGACACCUCGUUUACUGGGCGAAAGCGACUAUUAUCUACCCUUUGUGUGAAACGAACGUGUACGUAAUUGCACCCGACGCGCAGCUCAACAUUCACUCGAAUCUGCCGGACAAAUUUGCGACCAAGUUUCCGGGCAUGUCGCUGUUCGAAGUGAUAAGUGACUUUUCACUCCCCACUUCCAUCGGACAUCUGACAACGCCGCUGCAGCAUCCCGCUCGCCAGGGCCGAUUGGCGCAAAUGGUGUUGUGGAUGCUGCAGCACCACCUGUUGAUGCAACUACACACGUACGUGCAGUUUGUGGCCAAUCUUGAUGGCAUCGAAGGAACGGACGGACCGAUGGAGGGAUCACCACAGAAAGAUAUCCGGGACCGAGAUCCAACGAAUGUCCCGGCCAUUGGCGGUGUGCUGCUGUACGGCAGUUCUGCACCAAGCGGCUCAACGAGUCAACCACUCGCCGUCCCAUUCCCGAAUCGGAAACACUCACUGAGUGAAGAUCGGUACGCGGACAGUCUGUCGGAAGGGCUGAUCGCGACACCGGCAGCAUCGAAUACGCGACCCUCUUCAGCAAGCCAUCGGUCGAGCGUUGGCGGUGGACUGCAGACUGCAUCGAGCACCGAUAACGAUGAAAGCAUCGCCUCGAUCGACGAUGAUGAUGACAAACUGCGACGAUUACUGGCGGCUUUCCCCGAGCCGGACCGGACAGCCGUAGCACGUGUUCCUGCCGCAUCGAGUCCGGAAGACCUAGCGCUGAUGGUGCGCUUGUGGCAGGCCGGAUACUUCAAGGGCGAACACCACCUGGAGGAGAUCAUGUACUUUGAGAAUCUUCGCCGAUCGCAGCUACUUCAGCUGGUCGACAAGUUCCGUGAGGUGCUAAUUAUCUACGAAACAGAAGAUCCCGCCAUAGCUUCGCUCUAUACGGAACAGGCCAAUGUGUAAGCAAUAGAAUGGCCAAUUGAAUUGGCA
This is a messenger RNA of Anopheles bellator, 2076 nucleotides long. RefSeq names its product GATOR complex protein NPRL3 (gene Nprl3). The transcript is spliced from 2 exons. The record is from RefSeq and is a predicted model, not a curated record. Gene Ontology annotation, cellular component: GATOR1 complex. Gene Ontology annotation, biological process: cellular response to amino acid starvation; positive regulation of autophagy; TORC1 signaling. Bases 1 to 2049 code for a protein of 682 amino acids. NCBI's taxonomy places the organism in Eukaryota, Metazoa, Arthropoda, Insecta, Diptera, Culicidae.